Molecule: messenger RNA, 1942 nt
Organism: Populus euphratica (Euphrates poplar)
Lineage: Eukaryota; Viridiplantae; Streptophyta; Magnoliopsida; Malpighiales; Salicaceae
Product: zinc transporter 4, chloroplastic-like
Exons: 4
Coding region: 271-1578 (435 amino acids)
Biological process (GO): zinc ion transmembrane transport
Cellular component (GO): plasma membrane
Molecular function (GO): zinc ion transmembrane transporter activity
Source: RefSeq, a predicted model, not a curated record
GCCACCUCUUUGCAUUCCCUCGGCUUUCGUCAAACAAUGUCGACACUCUCCCAUAAUCCCCAUGAAAAUAUUCCCACUCUCGCUCUCUUCCUACAUAUUUCUGCAAUCCCACAGUGGCGCUACACGCAGGAUAAGACUUUUCCUACACCCUUUCUCUCUUUAUGAUCGCAGCUUCUGCUGCUUUUCUCUUUUUAAUAUUUGGAAUUUGUGUUUCCCCAUCAUAUUUCAACCUCCUUAUUUAUACUCCCCAUAUUCUCUUUCCAAAUUCCCAUGUUAUUCAUCGAGGAUCUUUGGGAAUUGCUUUACCUGGAUCAUUUCCAAUCACAAGCUCAAGCCUUUUCUGACGUUGUAGUUGAAGCAAUCUCUAAAUCAAUGUCAAAUUCUACCUGUGGAUCCUCCGAACUGGAAAUCUGCAGAGAUGACUCAUCAGCACUCAUUCUCAAACUCAUUGCAAUAGCUUCAAUUCUCUUUGGUGGCAUAAUUGGCAUUGCAAUACCGAUAAUCGGAAAGCACAGCCACUUCCUCAAGACCGAUGGUAGCCUCUUUGUGUCUGCAAAGGCUUUUGCAGCAGGCGUAAUUUUAGCCACCGGUUUUGUUCACAUGCUAUCAGCCGCGUCCGAGGCCCUUUCGGAUCCUUGCUUACCUGAAUACCCGUGGAAGAAGUUCCCAUUUUCAGGGUUUUUUGCUAUGACGGCUUCUCUGCUAACUCUGCUUCUUGAUUUUGUUGGGACCCAAUAUUAUGAGAGGAAGCAAGGUUUGAACAAGGCUAGUGAGGAGCAAGUUCGAGUCGGGUCGGUGGAUGCGAAUCCGGGUCAUGAAUCAGGUAUCAUGCCCAUUGUAGAAGUUAAAGAGUUGAAUGGGUCUAGUGGGAAGGUGUUUGGUGAAGAGGAGCAUGGUGGGAUGCACAUUGUGGGGAUGCAUGCGCACGCAGCACACCAUAGACAUAACCAUCCUCAAGGGCAGGAUGCCUGUGAUGGGCUUGUCAGCAGUCGUGACCAUGGGCAUGGGCAUGGGCAUGGGCAUGGGCAUGCGCAUGGAUCUGGGCACGAGCACGGUCAUGGGCAUGGAGAGAGUGAUGUCACUGAUGUGGAAAGUGGUUUGAGGCACGUUGUCGUUUCACAGAUAUUGGAACUUGGGAUUCUCUCACAUUCUGUGAUCAUUGGGUUAUCUCUAGGAGUUUCACAGAGUCCGUGUACCAUAAGGCCGUUGAUUGCGGCACUAUCAUUUCACCAGUUUUUUGAAGGAUUUGCGCUUGGAGGCUGCAUAUCCCAGGCACAAUUUAAGACACUGUCGACUACAAUAAUGGCAUGCUUUUUUGCCAUAACAACCCCUGCAGGAAUCGGCAUUGGGACAGCCAUUUCUUCGUUUUACAAUCCGAACAGCCCAAGAGCAUUAGCCGCUGAAGGCAUCUUAGAUUCUCUGUCGGCCGGGAUUCUUGUUUACAUGGCUUUAGUGGACCUAAUUGCUGCUGAUUUUCUUAGCAAGAGGAUGAGCUGCAAUUUUAGACUUCAAGUGGUGUCUUAUUGCAUGCUUUUCCUCGGGGCUGGAUUGAUGUCUUCACUUGCAGUCUGGGCUUGAGUUUAUUGGUUUUAGAUGAACUGUUUAGUUUCUCUCGUUUUGGCCCUUUCUGGGUGUUCACUUCAGAGCAGAAUUUGCAAAAAUUCGUCCAUCGAUUUUUUUAUUGCUUUUAGGAAAAAUACAAGAAGAUAUAGGGAGAAAAGAACCAGAAGCUAUAGCCUUUGUUUUUCAGAUUCAUGAAAUCACAUGUAUGUACGACAAUGGAGGGAAAAAAAAGAAGAUCAAGCGGCGAUUCCACCAGCUGUUGGUGGACAAAUUCAUGCAUAACCAAAGCUGGCGUCUGUCUUGUAACGUGUUCUUUUAUACGCACUUUCUGAGCUGAAAGCAGUACAUAGCAAGAUUAUCCCUGGCUUUUGUUGUCAAA